GGAGAAGACUGCUUCUGCUUGGCCACUGUUUGUAGCAAGCACAUCACCUCCUAGUGUCGUCGUUUUUCCGGUAUCGUCUACCGCUCAGCCAUCAUGUCGUCCAGAACAUUUUUCGUAGGAGGAAACUGGAAGAUGAACGGUGACAAGAAGAGCCUGGGCGACCUUAUAACGACCCUGAACACUGCGAGCCUCAACGAUGAAACCGGUAACCGGCAUUCGAUUUUUGUCUCUCAAAAUAUAUUCAGUCUUAAAUGUGCCCUAAUACGUUGUUGACAUUACAUUCUUAUUGAUACCAAUGUUCAUGUUAACAUGAAACUAGUAAAUGUGAAGGUGUUUUUAGCACUAAACAGAUGAAUGAUGCAGAUGAUUGCGUCAAACGACACAAAACAACACCAUGACGUUGAAGUAAUCUUUUGACCGUUAUGCGGAAUCCUUGGGACGGCCCUACCCUUGACCUAACCUUAACCCUUACCCUAACCAGUGGCGAUUUUUAGCAUGUAAAUCUUGGUGGGGCAAAAAAUAAACAUAUGUGGGAUGCAUGCCAGCAAAGCCACUACACAACACUAAACAAUACAUUAAUUGCACUAUAACGGUGACAAACGGUGCCCACAAACUGUUAGGGCCUACAUGUGGUCCUCUGUAGCUCAGCUGGUAGAGCACGGCGCUUGUAACGCCAAGGUAGUGGGUUCGAUCCCCGGGACCACCCAUACACAAAAAAAAAAAAUGUAUGCACGCAUGACUGUAAGUCGCUUUGGAUAAAAGCGUCUGCUAAAUGGCAUAUUAUUAUUAUUAUUAUUACAUAAAGCUGUCCCAACAGCAGUCUCAACACCUUACCACUGCUACACCUGGCUAUCAGCGGAGCCUUGUCUGAUAGCGAAACAGUUCAUUCAGCCUAAUUUACUGCCUUAAAAAAAAACAUAGCUGAUAUGGCUGACUUGCUUAAACAAAUGUGGCUUCAACUGAAAAUUGAGAUGUACAAACUAUGGCAUAAGGAGAUGACAAGCGGAUAAGAGGCAAUUAAUGAGCGAGCUAGGACGGACGUAGUCAAUAUAACUAUUUGUUCAGCACUUUUGAAAUGUACAUCGACAGAAUUCAGAACAUGGGCCGUUCUUACAGCGUUCUCCCUGUACACCAAGUCAGAACCGUAGGAUAAAUAAAGGGGGCAUUUAAGCAGACAAUGAAACCUCUUAAAAUAUUCGAUGAUUACAUUUCUCUAAAACAGGUUAUAGGCUCCAUGUGCACCACCAAGUCAGAACAGUAGGCUCACUUGAACAGGAUGGUGGCACGGCGGUCCAUCGUGGGCACAUUUUGUCAUCAAAGUCUGGCAUUCUCUGGAUUUAUUUUGCUUUCAAGACAACUGGGAACUCUGAAAAAAAAAAAACAAGGUUGAAUCAUGAUGACGUCAGUGAUCUUCAGGUCGUAGCUCUAGAAAGAGUCCUGAGUUCCGGAUUUACAAUUCUGAGUUGGAUGACCGUUCAAAAUGUAUUUUCCCAGUCGGAGCUAAUUUUUCCCCGAGUUCCCAGUUGUCUUGAACUCUCACUGAAGUCAGAUUUCGCAGUUCCGAGUUAACAGUUGUUUUCAGUGCGGCACAAAUCAUGCUUCAUUGACAGCAUGGCCAAUGUUGAAUGUUUAUCAUUUUAAACUUGGAAAAGAGACCCUUAAUCCCAGACAUGGGACCAUACAGCCACUCCACUGAAUAGCAGGCUAGUGGUUGCUUUGCAAUGUUUGCAGUUAGCCACGGAUUCCUUCCAAACCACUCAUUGUUGAAUUUGCGAUUUCCAACUUGUUGUGUAAUGUUUAUGUCCAAUGGCCGAUGAGCACCGAUAUGUUUUAUCUAUAAUUUCUCUUCAUUAUUUCUCUUCGUAUGACAAGGAUUAAAAAGGAUUUGCCAGUAGAUUGUCGACUUGAUUCAUGAUGAUGACUGCUAGCUAAGAUUUUGAAAGUAUGAUGUUGACAUGAUCAGUCCAAUCAAAGUUACUGUAGAUAUAAUGUGAUUUUACAUAAUUUUAUCUGUGGCCAAUGACCUUGAGGCUUUUUGGAUGGGCACUUCUAAUGUAACUCUAUGGCAGCACCCAAGGGGCUUGAAUUUUCGACCUCUACCAUUAGACUUCGCGGUGACGUAGUGUCCCCCCAUGAGUGACAGAACACUGAGCCAAUCACGUCGCAACUAGAGAACAUUACCAACCCCUACGCUCCGUAUUUUCCGCUGGCUGCCCCACCACCACCACAGAAAGCACUGAGCUAGGCUGAAACACCUGCAUUUUGGAGCUGCCUUACUAAAUAAAGCAAAAAAGAGGCUGUGUUUGUAUGUGGCUUUAUUAUGUAUUUUUUUGUAUUUUUUUACAUUGUUUGCAAACUGAUAUGUGACACGUAUUAAUGCCAAAAUAACAUGCAAAACAGGCAAAGAAUUGUGGGGCUAAAAAUGUGGGGCUUUGCCCCACCUGCCCUAAAUGACCUAACCCUACAUUUAAUCCUUACCUCAACUAUUUUACAUUUGAACUUCAAUGGGGUAGGGUCGUCCCAAGGAUUCUGGAUAGCACGGACCGGGGCUGUUAGCCUAAUGAGAGCUAUGCUCAUUGGACUGAGCAUAGUUUCCCUUAACAUCAGCGUGCAUUGAUAAGACCUGGGGAUUAAAUUCCCAAUAAUAAGCCGCCUUGUCCGCAAUGCCUUGGGAGUGACUGGCUAAACACAGGUCCUGAGUCAGCUUUCCCACUGUCUUAAUCCACUAUCACUUACAAACAAACCUUAUGCUGGGCCAGUGCUUAUGGGAUAGGCUAUUACCACAGAUAAAAGGGGAAGCCUCACAGUGCAUAUCCACAAAUAACAUGUUGAGGACGAUGAAACAACGGAGCCCCAUUCAUUUUCAAUGGAGUGAAGCUGAACUUUAUGCAAAUACUCUGCGAAAUCGCGACGCUUUUGACCUCACUAUAGCUUCCAGCCCCAAUUGGAUUGGCUGUUGAUACCUAGCACUACCUAGCUUGCUAGCACCCACAUGAGGAUGAAGCUACAGUGGCUAUCUGAUUUAAUGUGAUAUGUGCCAAUCCCCUCUUACAGUGCCUCUUAACUGAAGACUAUGUGGGAGAAACUACAGAAAGCCAUUCAUUUCCAAUGGAAGAGAAGAGAAGAGAAGCGAAGUGGGCGGGGGACUGUUAGGCGACGUGAACAGGGCGGGACCAAAGUUGGGCAAAGCCAGAGGGUAAGAGGCGAAGUGAGAGGGUUUACUCUGCCCAAAAUCUGUCCAUGAAAAUAAGGCCACAAAGUGAGUAAUUUGAUCAAUAAAUAAUGUAAUAGCUAAUUUGCUACGUGAGGCUUAUUUGAUUGAAUAGAAGUUUCGUAAUGGUUAGGUUGCACUGAUAUAAGUGGACACACGUGGCAUUUCGGCAUCUUUGAAAACAACUUUGUUUCGUAGUUGUGCCUGUUGGUCACACGUAUCCAGAGCGACUCACAGUUAGUGAGUGAAUUGAACCCACAACCCUGGCGUUGCAAGCGCCAUGCUCUACCAACUGAGCUACAGGAGGCCUAGUAUCUACCCUCUCAUUGGCUAGAAUGGUCCCACCUGAUCUCACCUCCUCCCGCCUGCCUUCCAUACUUGAGGACAUGUAUUUCCAUUGACUAUCUUAUCAAUAUAAUAGAUCAUCUUUGGGAAAGCUGAGCUUUAUGCAAAUACUCUGCGACAUUGCGGUGCGCUGGACCAAUCAAAGCUCACUAUAACUUCCAGCCCCUACUGGAUUGGCUGUUAAUACAGAGCACUAUUUAGCUUCCUUGCUAGCACUCACACAAGGGCAGAGUACAAGUGCUAGUUAAAACGUACUGUAAGUUCUAUAAUCUUUGCUAUCACUGUGCACAUCUGUCACCUCUCUGUAAAGUUCCUUUGUUGGGUAACAGCAUCCAUGAGGGUUUCCCACAGUGUAGUAAAGCUGGGAAUAGCUCUCGAGAACCCAAGGGGGGUUUGUAUACCCAGCCCUUGAGUUCUCAAUUGAACAUAUGGCCCACAGCUUAAUGAAUAAACUACAAUCCCGACGCUCUGUUUUAACAUUUUAAAAACGUUAUUAAUCCUCUCUAGCAAUAGUUUUGGAAACCUUUGGAACUUAACUUUCAUAUAAGCGAGAAAUAAUAUUUCAAAUACAAAAUAUACACUUACUGUGCUCAGUUUAGCAAAGUGCACCCAGCUAGAUUCACACACUGUUGGCUAAGACACAUCCUCUCACCUUGCGCUCGUGUUUUCAUUAGGCUAUUCCAUUCCACAUUUCCGGCUGGAUCGCAUGUGUUUCUCAAAAACAGCUGGGUACAACUUUCCUAAUCUUUUGUAUACUGAACAAAAAAAUAUAAACGCAACAAUUUCAACGAUUUUACUGAGUUACAGUUCAUAUAAGGAAAUCAGUAAAUUGAAAUACAUUCAUUAGGCCCUAAUCUAUGGAUUUCACAUGACUGGGCAGGGGUGCAGCCAUGGGUGGGCCUGGGAGGGCAUAGGUCCACCCACUUGGGAGCCAGGCCCACCCACUGGGAAGCUAGGCCCAGCCAAUCAGAAUGAGUUUUUCCCCACAAAAGGGAAAAACAGACAAAUAUUCCUCAGUUUCAUCAGUUGUCCGGGUGGCUGGUCUCAGAAGAUCCCGCAGGUGAAGAAGCCGGAUGUGGAGGUCUUGGGCUGGCGUGGUUACACGUGGUUUGCGGUUGUGCAGUCGGUUGGACGUACUGCCAAAUUCUCCAAAACGAUAUGGUAGAGAAAUUAACAUUCAAUUCUCUGGCAACAGUUCUGGUGGACAUUCCUGGAGUCAGCAUGCCAAUAGGUGCUCCCACAAAAUUUAGACAUCUGUGGCAUUGUGUUGUGUGACAAAACUGCACAUUUAAGAGUGGCCUUUUAUUUUCCCCAACACAAGGUGCACCUGUGUAAUGAUCAUGCUGUUUAAUCAGCUUCUUGAUAUGCCACACGUGUCAUGUGAAUGGAUUAUCUUGGCAAAGGAGAAAUGCUCACUAACAGGGAUGUAAACAAAUGAGUGCACAAUCUGAAAGAAUACGCUUUUUGUGCCUAUGGAACAUUUCGGGGAUAUUUUAUUUAAGCUAAUGAAACAUGGGACCAAAACUUUACAUGUUGCGUUUAUAUUUUUGUUCAAUCUAAACAAUACCUUAAAUAGAACUGAGAAUUCAUGUUCUCAAAUAUGUGCAGUAGAUACAGUGGGGAGAACAAGUAUUUGAUACACUGCCGAUUUUGCAGGUUUUCCUACUUACAAAGCAUGUAAAAAUCCAGAAAAUCACAUUGUAUGAUUUUUAAGUAAUUCAUUUGCAUUUUAUUGCAUGACAUAAGUAUUUGAUACAUCAGAAAAGCAGAACUUAAUAUUUGGUACAGAAACCUUUGUUUGCAAUUACAGAGAUCAUACGUUUCCUGUAGGUCUUGACCAGGUUUGCACACACUGCAGCAGGGAUUUUGGCCCACUCCUCCAUACAGACCUUCUCCAGAUCCUUCAGGUUUCGGGGCUGUCGCUGGGCAAUACGGACUUUCAGCUCCCUCCAAAGAUUUUCUAUUGGGUUCAGGUCUGGAGACUGGCUAGGCCACUCCAGGACCUUGAGAUGCUUCUUACGGAGCCACUCCUUAGUUGCCCUGGCUGUGUGUUUCGGGUCGUUGUCAUGCUGGAAGACCCAGCCACGACCCAUCUUCAAUGCCUUUACUGAGGGAAGGAGGUUGUUGGCCAAGAUCUCGCGAUACAUGGCCCCAUCCAUCCUCCCCUCAAUACGGUGCAGUCGUCCUGUCCCCUUUGCAGAAAAGAAUCCCCAAAGAAUGAUGUUUCCACCUCCAUGCUUCACGGUUGGGAUGGUGUUCUUGGGGUUGUACUCAUCCUUCUUCUUCCUCCAAACACGGCGAGUGGAGUUUAGACCAAAAAGCUAUAUUUUUGUCUCAUCAGACCACAUUACCUUCUCCCAUUCCUCCUCUGGAUCAUCCAGAUGGUCAUUGGCAAACUUCAGACGGGCCUGGACAUGCGCUGGCUUGAGCAGGGGGACCUUGCGUGCGCUGCAGGAUUUUAAUCCAUGACGGCGUAGUGUGUUACUAAUGGUUUUCUUUGAGACUGUGGUCCCAGCUCUCUUCAGGUCAUUGACCAGGUCCUGCCGUGUAGUUCUGGGCUGAUCCCUCACCUUCCUCAUGAUCAUUGAUGCCCCACGAGGUGAGAUCUUGCAUGGAGCCCCAGACCGAGGGUGAUUGACCGUCAUCUUGAACUUCUUCCAUUUUCUAAUAAUUGCGCCAACAGUUGUUGCCUUCUCACCAAGCUGCUUGCCUAUUGUCCUGUAGCCCAUCCCAGCCUUGUGCAGGUCUACAAUUUUAUCCCUGAUGUCCUUACACAGCUAUCUGGUCUUGGCCAUUGUAGAGAGGUUGGAGUCUGUUUGAUUGAGUGUGUGGACAGGUGUCUUUUAUACAGGUAACGAGUUCAAACAGGUGCAGCUAAUACAGGUAAUGAGUGGAGAACAGGAGGGCUUCUUAAAGAAAAACUAACAGGUCUGUGAGAACCGGAAUUCUUACUGGUUGGUAGGUGAUCAAAUACUUAUGUCAUGCAAUAAAAUGCAAAUUAAUUACUUAAAUUUUUUUUAUUUUUUAUUUUUUAAAGUUACAAAUGUUUCCAAAACUGUAUCACGUGUGAGGCGUAUUUGCAUUUAGACAGAGCAUUUGGGCAGCGUCGGGCCAUUCCCCUCUCAAGGCUAAAGGGGACGUCCAAUGGCUUAAUGUAAUGCAAUGGAAUUUCAGUCAUAAGGGUAAGGCUGGGAAUUGCCAGGGAACUCACGAUACCAUAUUCUCACGAUAUACCGGAAUUUUGGCGCAGGUACAGCCGACUAGCGCUAGCUAAUGCUACCUAGCAAAACAUGUUUGUUUUUUUGUUGUACAAAUCGAUACUUUGAGUCAGUAUCGAUAAAAUAUUGCGAUAUGUAACCGUAACGAUUCCACCCCCUCCCCCAUCACUACAGUGCAGGCCAUGGAUCUAAGUCAUUGAGCACAUGUACUCCAUUCCCAAAGUAGCAAAUAAAUGAUUGCAUGUUUUGUUUGUGAUUCAUGUGUUAAUGAUGAAGUUUUAUGAAUUACGACACAAAGGAAAACGUAAAAAAAAAAAAUUCAACAGAAAACUAAAAUGAGCAUUUCUUAAAGGAUAGGUCCAGAUAGUCCCUCCAUGUUUCAGUCCAUGUUCCUCCAUUUACUCCGACCUUUGAAGCCAUGUGACCAACCUUCAACCAUCCACUGACCUCAGCAGUUGCAAGGAUGUUCUUCUGCUGUUCUCCUAAAGGCAUCAGCAUUCGGCUACGCGAACCGAAUGAGUGCGCUCGCAUACUCCCUUAAAAUACCUUUUCUUGAAAAAUUAGAAAAAGUGGCAAUAGUACUGUGUCCAUCUUGAGACGCUGUAGACAGUAUACACUUUCUCAAAAUAGCCAGAAUUAAUCUAAGAUAACUCAAGAAAUCUGUCAUAAUUGUUUUUGAUGAGGAGAGCUUAGUAUCUCAAUUUUACACACAUCUAACUAAGAUGUAGGGCUGUCCCCGACGAAAAUAAAAUAAAAAUAAUAUAUAUAUAUAUAUAUAUAUAUAAAUUGGUCGACCAAUUGAUUGGUUGAAAUUUUAAAAAGUGUAUUUUUCCAUAUAGACACACCUUUAUAUUUGAAUAAUAAUAUAAUAUGCCAUUUAACAGACGCUUUUAUCCAAAGCGACUUACAGUCAUGUGUGCAUACAUAUUUACGUAUGGGUGGUCCCGGGGAUCGAACCCACUACCCUUGCGUUACAAGCGCCAUGCUCUACCAAUUGAGCUACAGAGGACCACCAAUAAAAUCAACUAUAUGUAGGCUACUUUGCCUGAUGCUUUAAGCGCUGCAAUUAACAAUGAAGACACACAAAUUACUAAAGAGGGAGCCAGAGAUCAAUAUAGCCUAACCAGAAUAAAUGAACCUGUUCCCGACCCCCUUCCUCCCGCUGCUGCUGGCCUUCGCAGAUUCUGCAAUUAUGCUCCUGAAGUUACCGGUAAUGGGCUACACCAGUGGUCGGAAAACUUUUCCAUUUGUAGUGCCAAGUUAUCGUACCAUUUCUACUGAUCUGUGUGCCAGUUAUGAUUUUCAUAUGCACAAGUCUUCAUAUCUCAAAAUCAAUGUCAUGUGGCUAAUCAAAAUUCUAUCUAAAUGAAAAUGAUACAAAUCUAAAAGUAACUUCUAUUCCUAUUGCCAAUAUGUAAAAAAAAUUAUCCUGUAAAUCACAUUGGCUAUGCAUGGCCUGUUUGCAAGGAACUUGAAACAUUGUAUCAACUAUUAACUUGGGUCUGGCCAGAAAAACUUGCAACAUUGUAUAAAAUAUUCUUGGCCCUCAAAGUUUCCAAGCCAGUGAGCUCAGGACAGACUCCGGACAGACACACAGCUGUAGGCUAUUUGUGAAGUAAUCCGGUAGGCCUUUUUAUGACGUUUCCACCAGAUCAGAGGUAUAUUUGCCACUGCUCUACUAAAAUAUCGGCCGACCAACAGCCUAUCGACCAGUCGACUAAAUGGCGUCAGCCCUACUAAGAUGUUUGGUGCAGUAUUUCUCAAGUCGAAAAAUGUGCAUGAAAACGAGUCGUCUCUCAUUGAAUGACAACAAACACUUCAUUGAAGAAUCCCUACUGUUGACCAAUCAUUGACGAAGGGGUGUAAUCUUCGGCUGCUGACUUCGGCUUGCCUCGAGGAAAAAAUGUAGUGUGCACGAACAACAUAAAUAACCCUUGCCGAAGACCUAAAUGUCCGCCUAAUAUAUGCACAAACUAUUCCGAACUGUUUCGGAUGGGAAGCAUGCGGACGCCUUAACUCCUCCUAUUGUCUCCCUCUCUUUUGUCUCCUCUCUCUCUCUCUCUCUCUCUCCUUUUUCCUCUCCCUCUCCACCUCCCUCUCUCUUACACAAUCACACAGAGGUGGUGUGUGGUGCUCCCACUGUCUACCUUGACUUUGCCCGCUCUAACCUGGAUGCCAGGAUCGGCGUGGCCGCACAGAACUGCUACAAAGUCGCCAAGGGGGCCUUCACUGGCGAGAUCAGGUAAGGCUCCACUCUAGCAUAUGACGACACGUCUUCCACCUUGAGACGGAAUCUGUGAAAAAACGUGUUCAAGAUGGCCUCCUUAUUGGCGCCAGCGGGAGCGUAAAAUAUUUUUGGGAGCUCCGAUUUUUCUGGAAAUUCUCAUUUAGAAACAUAAUUGGGAAAAUGGAUGUUUAACAUGCUUUUUACAUUUGUAUCACAAACCAUUUCUGAGAAAACCAUGAUGAAAUUGGCAAUUUGAAGCCCUUUUUAGACCUAUGCUUCCUGUAAGUCCCUAUGAUCUGUGAACUGUACAUGAUACAGACAUCUUGGUGUCGUCGUAUUCUUUAUAGUGUUCUCAAAUAUGGAGCAUGUCUAGUUUCUGAAAUACACAUUAUCACAUUAAUUUAUUCCACAUUAAAUAUAUCAAUAUCUCAAAACAACCCUUUUUGAUUUUAUUUAUAGACAUAUUGUUUAACAAUACUCUUCAAACACGUCAAAUUUCAGUAGUGGGCUCUCUGAACUGUUUUCCCCAGUUCUGUUAACGACGGCGAGGGCAGGUGUUUGGCAGGCGGGAGCGAAGGACACUGUGUGCUAGCUUAACCAGCUAGUCCGGUACACAGCAGGCGGGAGGCCGGGGGCGACACUGUGUGCUAGCUAGCAAGCUAGCACACGGUGUCGCCCCAGCCUCCCGCCUGCUGUGCAAGCGGUAGGCGGGGGCGGCCGGUAGACAGUGUCCUUUGCCCCCUGUCAGGCACGGUUUUCUCCAGUACACAGCAGGUUUGAAGGAACCAAUGGGAUGCUCGAGGGGGGGCAUUCCUGCCCCAAAUUGCGGGCUGCGGUUGCACACUAUUGCACCCAAGUGACUAAAAUAUUUGCGUGUACAUUGUACUUUUAUUGAGCAUGGAACAAUCCAAGUUAACUUUUAGUAAUUUCUUAUCAUAACUCUUUCUCAAAUUUUUCAUUAUACUCCUACAUGUCUUUGUGUGCUGCUAAAUGUGCUCCUUGUAAAAUAUGUCAGCGUAGAGCCCUGAAUUUUCAUGUCCCAUGUGGUAACGAUGAGUCAAAAUCCACUUAGCCUUUUAUUGUUUUCUGGCACAUUCAUUUAUUUUAUUUGGACUGUUUCAUAUAACAGUCACCUUUCACUUAUUUUUCAAGAUGAUGUGGGCUAUGAGAAGACCGGUUAAAUGUUAAAGGUUUAAUGUUAUUUUACUUAGAAAAUAGUCCUGAUCAUAUACACUGAGUGUACAAAACAUUAAGAAGACCUUUCUAAUGUUGAGUCUCCCCUUUUUGCCCUCAGAACAGCAUCAAUUUGUCGGGGCUUGAACUCUAUAAGGUGUUGAAAGCGUUCCACAGGGAUGUUGACCGGAUGUCCUUUGGUGGUGGACCAUUCUUGAUAUACACUGUUGAACUUGAAAAACCCAGCAGUGUUGCAGUUCUUGACACAAACCGGUGCCCCGUUCAAAAGCACUUAAAUAUUUUGUCUUGCCCAUUCACCCUCUGAAUGGCACAAACACAGUCAAUGUCUCAAUUGUCUCAAGGCUUAAAAAUCAUUAUUUAACCUGUCCCCUUCAUCUACACUGAUUGAAGUGGAUUUGACAUAAUUUGUUCAUCAUGUUUUGUACACUCAGUAUAGGCCUAGAACUAGACGAUAUCCAAAACAACUAACAAUACACUGAAUUCUUCAUACAUUUUCAGUCAUUUAAAUUGUAAAGUAAUGUCGUUCUACACUUAAUACCACAACAAAUUUUUACAAUCUGGGAGGUACAUUUGAUAAAGUAUUCAUAAUUUUGCUGUGUAUUCCGGAUGGAAUCAAGGCAUUAUAAAUGUACCAGAGGCCACCGAAAUAUAGGUUGUGGCCGGGGAGGCCUGGCCGGCUACAUUUCUAUUUGGCUGGCUAUCCAGGUACUUGUGGAAAACACUGAUCACAGCCCUCCUUUAGGAUUGCACAUUCAGCAAAUCACCAGCAGAGGGAGUUCCCUUUGAAUCCAUUUUCCCAUUCACUGAGUUGGGGGGACUCAUACCUUCAGAAUUAGCAGAGAGCCCAAUCUGGAAGUUUGUGAUACAAAUGUAAAAAGGAUUUUAAACAUCCUUCCUCCCAAUGAAGUUUCUAUGUGAGAAUUGCCAGAACAAUCUGACAUACUAAAAAUAUUUUCUGCUUCCGCUGGAGUGGAAUCUCCCUAUUUCUAUUUUCAAUUAAAUCUACUAUUUAGUGGAUGUAUUGAUAAUCCCUCCCUCUUUCUUUCUCUCUUCCUCAGCCCUGUGAUGAUCAAGGACUGUGGCGUGGAGUGGGUGAUUCUGGGCCACUCGGAGAGGCGCCACGUGUUCGGGGAGAGCGACGAGCUGAUUGGUCAGAAGGUGGCCCAUGCCCUGGAGAGUGGCCUGGGGGUGAUCGCCUGCAUCGGAGAGAAGCUGGAGGAGAGAGAGGCUGGAACCACAGAGGAGGUGGUGUACACCCAGACCCAGGUCAUCGCAGGUAACAGCUGGGUUCAAACCCCAUGUCUGCUGUGUGUCACAGGAAUGUAUUAGUCUGCUCAUCUAAAGCUUUCUCAUCAUGCACGCGUUGAACCCUUGCAACACUAGGGUUGUGGGUUCGAUUCCCACAGGUGACCAGUAGGAAAAAGUAUGUAAAAGUAUGCACUCACUACUGUAGGUCGCUUUGAAUAAGAGCGUCUGCUAAAUGACAAAAGUGUAAACGUAUAGACCCAUUGUUUUCUCUACUGAAUAAAAAUGUCCAUGAAAUCUUAAUUGUAUAUCUUCUACCCAAUAUACCCACUUCUACCUGCUCUGUUGCACUCCUUCCAAAAUAUUUUAAACAUUAUUUUGGUUUAAGUUGAAAAUGUUACUAUUUUUUGUAAUAUUUUUUUGGGGACAAACAAAAACAUACAUAGACAAAAACAAUAGACAACUUAACAUUUACAUACAUUUCAACAAACAUUAACAACAUCACACUUGCUCUGAAAAUGUUAGCCUCAAAGGCCCUGGAUGUUGCCUUGGACUUUUAUGUACCUUAUUCAGGAGGUAGUCAAAGGGGUUGGAAGUAGUUCACUAAAUGGUGGUCUUGCCUGAGACCUAAAAAACUAACUCUGGGGUCUAUUCCAUUGGUCUACCUACCACAUGUUGUAUUAUACAUUUUAAGGCAAUUAGUGGUAGGCCAAACAUACCUUAUCAUUAUCUACAUACAGUGCCGUCCCUUAUCUUGAUAAAAAGUUGUUGUGUUGUAGACAACGUGAAGGACUGGAGUAAAGUGGUGCUGGCUUACGAGCCUGUGUGGGCCAUUGGUACUGGCAAGACGGCCUCACCCGAACAGGUACGACUCAUCACCAUUUCAUAACAUCACCAUUUCAUAACAAUAUUUACUUAGUUACCUACAACAACUAUGUUUUUUAAUAGUUACAAGCAGAUCUGUGAGAAAUGGAUAUUGGUUUUCUUAAUUAAAUGCAUUGAAAAAUUAUUGGAAAAGUUAGAAAGAGUUACCUAGUUGUCUGUACAUCAAAACUAUUGGGACAAAUUCACUUAUGUGUAUUAAAUGAGUCAGAAUUGUUUAGUAUUUUGUCCCAUAUUCCUAGCACACAAUGAUUGCAUCAAGCUUGUGACUCUAGAAACUUGUUGGAUGUACACUACAUGGCCAAAAGUAUGUGGAAACCAGUGGAGGCUGCUGAGCAGAGGACAGCUCAUAAUAAUGGCUGGAAUGGAGUCAAUGGAAUGGUAUCAAACACAUCAGACGUGGUUUCCAUGUGGUUGAUACCACUACAUUGACUUCAUUCCAGCCAUUAUUAUGAGCCGUCCUCCCCUCAGCAGCCUCCACUGGUGGACACCCCUUCAAAUUAGUUGAUUUGGCUAUUUCAGCCACACCCAUUGCUGACAGGUGUAUAAAAUCGAGCACACAGCCAUACAAUCUCACCAUGCGCAAUGCUAAGCGUCAGCUGUAGUGGUGUAAAGCUCGCCGCCAUUGGACUCUGGAGCAGUGGGGAUUUUUUUAAAUCGUGAAUAAUGAUGAGUGAGAAAGUUAGACGCACAAAUAUCAUACCUCCAAGACAUGCUAACCUCUCACCAUUACAAUAACAGGGGAGGUUAACAUUUCUGGGGGGGUAUGGUAUUUGUGCAUCUGUAACCUUCUCACUCAUCAUUAUUCAAGAUUCGUUCAGGACUAUCCGUAAUCAUGGUAGAAUCCACAUUAAUGUAGAAGUGUUUAGAAACAUUCUAUUCUUACUUACAAUAAAAGUGACUCCAAAAUGACACAAUACAUUAUUUACCAUUCAUUUCUAUUGGGCACAAAAUAAUCUGAAACACAACCGAAACAAACAGCAAAUGCAUCCAACACAUGUGUAGUGUCACAAGCUUAAUUUAGUCAUUGCGUGCUAUGGAUAUGGGACCAAAUACUUAACAUUUGACUACUUUAAUACACUGAAUUUGUCCCAAUACUUUUGGUCCCCUAAAACGUGGGGGAGGGGCUAUGUACAAAAAGUGCAAUAAUUUCUAAACGGUUCACCCGAUAUGGAUGAAAAUACCCUCAAAUUAAAGCUGACAGUCUGCACAUUAACCUCAUAAUUAUUAUAUCAUUUCAAAUCCAAAGUCCUGGAGUACAGAGCCAAAACAACAUGUCUGUACCAAUCGUUUUGUUGCUCACUGUAUGUUUUAAGUAAAUCUUCAACGAUAGUUCCAUUGUUUCGUUUUUCUGUAUCGUUAGAAGAAAUAGCUUAGUGGUUUGUGCUAAAUGUGGUUAUAUUAAGCACUAGUUUGUUUCUGCUGCAAGAGUGUAUUAUUAUUUAUUUAUUUUUGAUAUAUUUUUAUUUGAAGGCCCGGUGCAGUCAGAAAUGUGAUUUUCCUGUGUUUUAUAUAUAUUUUCAGAUGGAGGUUGGAAUAGAUUUGUGAAAAUUAUAAUAAUGCCCUUUUAGUGUAAGAGCUGUUUGAAAUUUCAGCCUGUUAUGGUGGGAUGGAGUUUUGGCCUUCCUGGUGACAUCACCAGGUGGUAAAUUAGGUAAUAGUGAGUUCCAAACCUCUCUGCCAAUAACAGCUAGUUUUCAGUUUUCCCCUCCCCACUCAGAUGUCUCCCAGACAGUCCUAGCUAAAUUAUUGCUUGAGAAAUUGCUCUUUGUUAAGAAGCUAUUUUUGUGUAUUUUUUAGCAUUUUAAUUAAAAACAAUCACAGUAAGGUACUUAAUUGUUACGGAGAAAUUAUUUGAUAUUGAGAUAAAAAUGGCUACAUUGGACCUUUAACCUUUAUUUAUCCAGGCUAGUCUUGUUGAUGAAAAUCUAUUUUUCAAGAGAGACCUAGUCCAAGUGUGCAUGCAUCUAUUUACUAUACAUUUGUGCGCGUGUGUGUGUGAACUUCUCUCGUCUCGCCCCAGGCCCAGGAGGUGCAUGAGAAGCUGAGGGAGUGGAUGAGGGCCAACGUCUCUGAGGCCGUGGCUGACUCCGUCCGCAUUAUCUACGGAGGUCAGUAGGGGACACACUGAACCCAGGCUGCUGAUAGCAAAGAGACAAUCCCCAGAGCCACUUUUUCUAAUGGAAAUCUAAACAAAUAUAUAUUGGGCUGAAUAGAUUUGGGGUCAAAUAAACACACAUCAAUAUUUUACUGACCAUCAAAUGGAGCUUAGAGCAUGUAUAACAUUACUUUGGUGUCUGUUAACUUAGAAGAAUAUGAAUUAGUGUUCCUAAACCUUUGAUAUAUUAUAAACCUUUGAUGAAAUUCUUGCAUAUAUAUAUAUAUAUACACACACGCUUGAGUGUUUUUACCAAAGUCCCUCCCCUCUCUUUCUCCAGGCUCCGUGACGGGGGCCAACUGCAAAGAGCUGGGCUCCCAAAACGAUGUGGACGGCUUCCUGGUGGGCGGAGCCUCCCUCAAGCCCGAAUUUGUUGACAUCAUCAACGCGCGUGCCUAGAGCGCACAAGAGCAAUCUAACCUGCUGCUAGUAGUGUCCUGUGACUGCCUCUCUUCCCAGAGUGUCUGUGUGACAAUGGCUUUACCUGUAUUUGUGUCAACAAGGGACUAUUUGACUCAUUUUGUACUGCACUGUAGUUUAGGGACCAGCCACAGUAAAAGUCCCACAUUGAUAAGACAUGUCAGUCCAGAUAAUUUCUCCAUUGGUUGAUGCAGAUGGUAUUCUGUGUGUUGAGGAAGGGACUUUUAUUAUGGAACGUCUCUUUGGAUGGCGGUUCCUAACAACUACUAUAUCAACUAUAUAUAAUCUAAAAUGUACAUUUCUGAUAUAUUAAUAAGCACUGCACUUAGUGAUGUUCCAUAUAGGAUAUGUGCUCACUCAUUACUGUAAGGGGACCAGUACUUUGUGUAUUGCUAGUGACUACAAGUUCCAUUGUCACUAGAAGCAGUCAUGCACACGCUUGGUUUAGUCCCUCUUUUCUCUUGCAUCAGACAUUGCAUCAACGGAAGCCACAAAUCUCUCCAGUUACUGCAUGACUCUAGCAGAAA
This is a messenger RNA of Coregonus sp. 'balchen', 15427 nucleotides long. The record is from the annotation of a GenBank genome assembly. Lineage: Eukaryota; Metazoa; Chordata; Actinopteri; Salmoniformes; Salmonidae.